Molecule: messenger RNA, 1586 nt
Organism: Clupea harengus (Atlantic herring)
Lineage: Eukaryota; Metazoa; Chordata; Actinopteri; Clupeiformes; Clupeidae
Product: protein ALP1-like
Exons: 2
Coding region: 983-1414 (143 amino acids)
Source: RefSeq, a predicted model, not a curated record
ACACUACUCUGAAUCACUUUGUGAUUAUUUCUACCUAUUUCAGGGGUAUAACAUUUGAAGGCACCGCUGGGAUAGCUCUUCAGAUGCCCAGUGUCCACAACAUGGCGGCUGAGUUCUGAGGCAGCGAUUCCCCUACAAAACAACCCAGGCAGGCAGGCUACAACGGAGAGGAUGCGGCAGUGAGGAGGGCUGAAAGCUGGUAUUUGAGCACACGCUACCUGAGGCCAAAGAGUGAUCAUCAGGGGUAGGCUAGUUAUCAAGCCAAUCAUGGCCAAGAUCUCUCCAGUCCUACUAACAAUGGCCACCUUAAAAUAAUUACAAGAGGAAGUAGUAGGGGGGGCUACAUACUUUAAAUAGAGACCAUUUGCUGGACAUUUGUGAUUUUCUUAAAAUAUCAGGCGAAGAAAAGCAGACGUGAAGGAAGAAAAAUGAUCUGCCAGUGCAGCAAGAUAAUCACACUUGUUAAUAUUUCUUGAAACAAGAAAAAGAAAUCCAGAAAAUAAGACCGCUCAAAAUCUCAAUAUAGGCCUGGACUACUUGUUUUGAGCAUUCUUGUUAAGAUUUUUGGACAAAUUUGAAUAAGAUAUUUAUUAUUUUUUUCAGUAAAUAAAGGCUUGGAUACAAACCAGGUUAAGGCAAAUUUGCUCAAAAUAAGUCGAGAGAGGAUGAAAACAAGAUGAAGAUUCUUGUUUUAAGUACAUUGAGAAUCUCAUAUUAGUAGAUAAUUCUUAUAUAAGGAAGACUUGUUGAGAGAAAUUAUCCUGUUCCUGUCCCCACCAACUGACAAAAGCAGCUCAGACUUGCAGGGCGCAAAUCUGCUUGCGACACCCGCAAAUCUAAACCUGCCGGCAUUUCUGAAAAUUAACCUACCCCUUUCUCCACCCCAUGUGGAAACUACGACACCUCCGAAAUCGUGGCAGGAUCCUCCGCCUUCUGGCUAAGCUCGAGCUGGGUCGACUUCAGAAACUACAGGGCCUUUGACAUGCCCCGGCCCUCCGUUCACCGGGUAGUGCACAGGGUGAGUGCGAAGAUCGCUGCGCUCCUGUACACAGUGGUCCGACAUCCUACAGCAGAGGAACUCCCACGCCUGGGUAUCCGCUUCGCCCGUCUUGCUGGAACAGCAGCCUUCAGCAGAGUGGUGGGGGCUAUUGAUGGCUGCCACGUCAGGGUGAAGCCCCCAGCAGAGGAUGCUGCCUGUUAUUUUAACAGGAAGCUGUUCCACUCCAUCCAGCUGCAGGCCAUCUGUGAUGACCAAUGCAAAUUCCUGGAUGUGUUUGUGGGGUACACAGGGUCAGUGCAUGAUGCCAGGGUCCUGAGGAACAGCCCCAUCUAUUACGAGCAGUCCUACCCUCCACCAGGCUACUGUAUCCUUGGGGAUGGUGGCUACCCCUGCCUGUCCCAAUCUGCCUUAUGACCCCUUUCAGGCAGCCUGUCCGCAACCACCUCCAAGCUCGCAACAACUGCUGCCUGUCAAAGGCGAGGUGCGUUGUGGAGAGGUCCUUCGGGAUCCCGAAGACGCGAUGGCAGGGUUUUUCCUGCAUAGAGAAAAUUUGGGCGCGCGCCUAAGCCGUUUUCCUGAGCGCCUA